Impatiens glandulifera is the source of this 1882-nucleotide messenger RNA. RefSeq names its product F-box/LRR-repeat protein 12-like. Bases 416 to 1537 code for a protein of 373 amino acids. The record is from RefSeq and is a predicted model, not a curated record. Lineage: Eukaryota; Viridiplantae; Streptophyta; Magnoliopsida; Ericales; Balsaminaceae. The transcript is spliced from 2 exons. Gene Ontology annotation, biological process: SCF-dependent proteasomal ubiquitin-dependent protein catabolic process. Gene Ontology annotation, cellular component: SCF ubiquitin ligase complex. Gene Ontology annotation, molecular function: protein binding.
AAAAUGAGUGAAAUCAAAUCCAUCAAUGAAAUAUCAUCACAAACAAAAGCCCAUUAGGGAUUAAAGGUUACAAAUGGGUUAGGGUUAGUAAAAGUAAAAUCUGGAUUUAUGACUUCGGGACAUCCAUCACUGGAUUAUGUUUUGUUCUUCAUAAAACCCAGAUCCAACGAGCUACAAACUACCAAACCCUAAUCACAAUUUUAAUAUGGACUUCAAAUAAUUGACAAAGCAUACAGAAAGUAGACACAGAGACGAACCGCGGCGGCGGCGACAGGAACGAGGACGCGAUCGAUUCUGGGUUACGUUUUCCGUGUACGAAUCCUAGGAUAAAACAAAAUAUUCCCUUUAAGUACUGUUUAUGUGAAGAACAAAAGGUUUUACAUGGGAAGGAAUACAAGUCUAUUUAAAAUCAAUUAUGGACUUUCCACUUGAUUGCUUAUAUUUGAUUUUUGAAAGGCUGGACAGCGACUCAGAUCGUAAAUCUUUUGGCUUGACUUGUCAUCGCUGGCUUGAUGUUGAAAGUUCCAGUCGUCGUUCUCUAGAAUUGAAUUGCUUAAUAGAUGUACCCAGUAAAUCCUACAAGACCAGCAUUGGUUAUCAAAUUUGUAGAUUGCUACUCCGUUUUCGUCACCUAAGAUCAUUCACCCUCACAGGAUGGUCCGAAUUGACUGACUCAGACUUAGCACUGUUGGCAUUGUGCAGCUCAACAUUGCAAGCUCUUCACAUAUGGUGUUCUUCUACAAUAACUGACAGUGGGAUGUCAUUCAUUGCAUCUGUGUUGCCUUCUUUGUCCAUCAUUACUUUCGCCGCUUCCCAUGUUACUGAUACUGGACUCUAUAUUUUGACUAGAACUUGCACCGGAUUGAAGGACAUCAACCUGUCAGGCUGUAGGGAUAUUACCGACCUAGGAAUCAGUUAUCUUAUUAUGAAUUGCCGUCAACUUCAAUCAUUGAGAGUAUCUUGUUGCAGUAACAUCACAGGCUUGGGCUUUAAGGAUUGUUGGAAGACUCUAACCUGUCUUGAAGUGGAAUCCUGCAAUCUUUUUCCCGAGGGCAUAAAGGAAAUUUUGAGUGGGGGUGCACUUGAAUAUCUAAACCUCUCUUUUUACACUGGAAUGCAUGCAGAUGGGAUGACCUUUAUUGGGAGGGGGCAAGCGUCCAGAUUGAGAGUUCUCGACUUAAGGAAGUGUAAACUGGUUGGGGACGAGACGGUUGCAGUUAUUGCGAAGGGGUGCAUUUUUCUGCAAGAGUGGCACUUAGGUUUUUGCCUCCGAAUUGGGCUUCCUGGCUGGGAAUCAAUUGGAUUGAACUGCCAGAGCUUGGAGAGGCUUCAUGUGAACAGAUGCACCAAAUUAUGUGUAGUGGGGAUGCAAGCCUUGAGGGAUGGAUGCCAACGACUUUCAAUUCUCUACACUGGUACUCCGAAUUCUCGUUUGUCUUUACUUGCUCGGGAGGUGUUCCAAUCGAAACCUAAUGUUGAGUUGAGUAAUGACGAAGUAAAACGCAUUAUCCCUGAAGAGGCGUUCUUCACGCUAUAGAAGUUAUAAACAUCUUGAAGUAGAAUUCACUGAUAAGCUCUUUCCAAAGGUAUGAUAGAUUUUCAGUUCACAAAUACAUUUUAUUACAAAUUUCACAGAAAACAUGUCUUGAUUGGCUUCAAGCGACUUCCAUUUCUAAUUUAUCUGCUAUUGCUAUGGAAACAUUCCAUUGUCCCUAGAUUUCAUUAAACUUAAAAGGGUUCAGAGACGUCAAAUAUGUAUGGAUUUCAUUUCCUUCUUUGGGUACAUCUCAUUGUGUGUUUUGCAAUGACAAUAUACAUAUGACUUUGUUUUUAGUUUGGAUUUCUUAUGGUUUCAAAUUUGACUAUACGGUUUUGUUUUUUA